UUAUGGUACUGUCAAAGUCAAAGAAAGUAUGACAAAAAAGUAAUUAUUUAAAUGUUGAGUGUUUAUUAGCGUAACAACUAGCUGAAAUAUACAAUAAGAAUGAAAACUGAUAAUAAUUAUAAAACUGUGCCCGCAUUUUUGGUGAAACUUUGGAAAAUGGUUAAUGAUCCCAAGACAGACCAUUUGAUCUGUUGGGGAAAGGAUGGAAAGACGUUUAUAAUUCAAAAUGAAGUUCAGUUCUGGUGUACGUUGUUGCCUUUGUAUUAUAAGCACAAUAAUAUGAGCAGUUUCAUUCGGCAGCUAAACAUGUAUGGGUUUCACAAGAUUUCACUUCUAAAUAGUAGCAUUACUAAUGACAAAGUGGAAGUUGAGUUUGUGCAUCCCUAUUUUCAAAGAGAUGAACCUGGAUUACUGGGAAAUAUUAAACGAAAGGUCACAACAUCAAGACACAAUUCUGAGAAAAAUGUACCUGAAGUUGCUAACCAAGAUCAACUAAGUAAACUUAUGGCUGAUGUCAAAUACCUACACAACCGUCAAGCACAAGUGGACGUGGUUAUUAAUAAUUUAAAACGAGAAAAUUCGGUUUUGUGGCGUGAACUCGCUGUACUUAGGCAGAAGCAUCAAAAACAAAUUCAAAUUGUUAACAAGCUCAUACAAUUUCUACUGACAGUUGUACAGCCUUCCACUCGCCGCAGUGGUUUGGGUGUUAAACGUCGUUAUCCACUUAUGCUAAAUGAAAAUCCGGAGAAAAAACAGAAGAGCAAUUCUGAGGGGCCCACAAUACACGAAUUAGAUAGUGCAGAUCUUUCCGCAGAGGAUUUAUUGCAUGAUUCGGAGGGCGAAAUUGCUCAAGUUGAUAGCCCAGUUAGUAGUGGUCAACCAAAUCAAUCCACCACACAAGUAAACGAAGUUGAGAGUAGCCUGGAUCACGAAAAUGUAUUGGUUACCACUUCAGACUUGGAUAGUUGUAAACCGGAAAAUUUAGAAGAUCUUCUAGGCGACACUGUCCAGGAAGAUAUUGUUAUACCGAACAGUUUGGAGGACACUCUAAAUUUUUCUACUGAAGAACCCUUGAAUGAUCCAAAUUUGUAUGAGGAUGUAUUGAUGGAUCACCCAAACAACGAUCCGUUUUUCACAAAUAUCAUGGAUGGCUCGUAUAAUUCGGAUGUUGUAAAUGAGGUCGUCAAUCAGAAUCUUUCGAAGCAAGAACCAACCGCUUCGACUAGUGGCACUGACAAAAAUUUGACGUUAGCCAAGUGCUAUCCUAAUUUAGCAGUACCUCAAAUAAAUUCAAUAGACGACCUCCAUAAUCACCAAGAGACUACACAAACCGAGCUGGACCAGUUUAAGGAGUUUUUAAGUGGCUAUAAUGGCAUUGACUCGAAAUAUUUAUUAAAUUUGUUUAAUGAAAUGCCGUCAUAUGGAUUAACCACUAACAGGGAUGAAGAUCACAGCGAUUUAGACGUACUUACGGGUUCAGGCUCAGAGCUGGCACCUUAUGAACCUGGCAUUGAUCUUAAUGAAUUAUUCCAGGACUCGAGAGAUGGCACUGAAUUAGUUAAUCCUGAAGAUAUUUUAGGUUCGCCAAUUUCACAAAAUCAAAUCAACAGUUCACCACUUGAUCUGACAUCCCUGCUGCCGGCAGAUGAAUGAAACACAUUUGGCACACUCACUGCUGUUUAUGGGAAACGUGGAGCUGGACAAUAUCCUGCAUUUCUCUUAAUAUUGAGAUAUUUGUUAAGUAAUUAAUUUUACACCUGGUGACAUGAAUAUAGUUUUAUUAGUGUUGCAUUUUUACGUAAUAAUGUAUUGAGUAAGUCAGAUAAGUAUAAAACUUGUAAUUUAAAAAAAUGGAAAUAUGUUAUUGCUUCCGUUUGCAAAUAGAUUUUUACCCUGCUGAUUCAUCAAAUGCAUACAUUUUUUUCAUUGUACAUAUUUAAUUUCUGUGUUCAUUUUUAGUGCCCUUUUUUGUUAUGAAAUCACAAUCAAUCAGAUGUAAGAACAACUUUCUUAUAGUAUCAGUAUGAUGUGUUAUGUUAUAAUAACCGUUUAAUAAAUUUGUUGUUAUAAUUAUAAACAUUGAUUUUCGAACUACACGACUCCCCAACAUGACCAGGGGCUAGAUUGUCCAUUCAUACAAAUCGUAAAUGACAUAGCUGUUUUGACCCAGUAUGACCUACGUAUGUAAAUAUAUAUAUCGUACACUAGAUCUCAUUAAUACCAUUUUGUUUUUAGAAGCUGGAAUGCAAACAUUUCCCAAGGCAGUUUCCAAAAAAGAAAUUUUUAAAUAGCUCAAAAGAGCAUAGGAAAGGAAGUGAAUUUUUUGUUAUCUACUUACUUUAUACAGUUUGUUUUAGCAGUUUUUGAAUAGAUGUCGCUUUCAAAGUAGGCGUUUUAUUUUUUAAUCUAGUGCAAUAAAACCACUGGUAACGAAGGUCCAUAUGAUGUACAUACAUAAACAGUCCAUAUCGUUAACAUUUAGGCCUACAGUGGACGUCCAUUGUACAAAUUGUGUGUAUAAUUGUACUUAUACGUACCAUGUUGGUGCAUAAGUUCCAUAUAUGUACAUACAAUGUACGUCGGUGUGUUGUUGGGCCACCCAUUUUACAAUUACGUUAUUUUUUCUCAAAAAACGUAAA
This is a messenger RNA of Photinus pyralis (common eastern firefly), 2639 nucleotides long. It is a transcript of the gene Hsf, whose product is annotated as heat shock factor protein. Bases 100 to 1653 code for a protein of 517 amino acids. Gene Ontology annotation, molecular function: sequence-specific DNA binding; DNA-binding transcription factor activity. The transcript is spliced from 10 exons. The record is from RefSeq and is a predicted model, not a curated record. Gene Ontology annotation, biological process: regulation of DNA-templated transcription. Lineage: Eukaryota; Metazoa; Arthropoda; Insecta; Coleoptera; Lampyridae.